GAACGCUUCUCAAAAAUAACCUGCAGUUGUUUCCUUCAAAAUUCCUACAUGCACGAUAUGUACAUACAUCAAGGUAUAUUUGUAGAAAAUUUCACGAAAAAAUAUUAAUUUUCCUGGAAGUUAAGAGGAAUUUAAGUGGACUCCGUUGGAAUUUCCGACAAUUGUCCCCCACCCCCAUUCCAAAAAACUUUCACCGGAAAAUUUCAUUAAAAAAAAUUCAUUUUUCUGAAAGUUAUGACCUCUCAAAGUCUGGGGGGGGGGGGGUAAAACCCUGUAGUUAUGCCUGUCCCCUCUAUGUUUAGCCCCUUGUGGGCAAUAAAGAAAUAAAAAGUAUUAUGGACCCUCGGACAAAUUGGGUUCUAUAGUAUUUAUUAACAGCAAGUCAGAAUUGACCCCGUGACCCGAGAGAUCCCCGGGCAACUGCCCAGCGUACCCAUGCCCUAGGACGGCGGUGAUGCAAUACGUCUUUCUUUUUUAAAUAUGUUAAGUUGUUCUUGUAUUGUAGUUUGACUGCUAUUUCUAACAGGCCUAUUGAUCUGUUUGAGGCUCUGUCAAGGGAGAUAACUUGUGUAUACUUGUUAAUUAAUCGGAAUUGAAAGGAAAAUGUCAAGAAAUAACCCUUCGUUGAUGAUUUAUUAUUUUAUAUUCUCAUACAGUUUAUUUUCUUCAGUAUUCUAACAAUAAGAGAGAGAAGAAGAAGAAGAAAAACCCACUACGACUCAUUACAUUUUGCGUUCGUUUUCCAAUUCUCAGUCGAAGUUAUUUUAAUUGGUUUUAAUUAACUGACAAAACUUUUAGAAAUGGUUUUAUAAAUGAUGCGUCGUCAGUUUCACUUCUUCAAAUUCUCAGUUUCUGUUUCUCUGCAACAAAUCGAUAUAUUCCAGUGCUUCUUCUUUCCUAACCCAAACGAUAUCAACAGCUACUGUAAAAGACUGAUCAGCUAUCAAUGAAGCGUCUUUGCCAAUAUUCCAGCAGCAGCAGCUCUGAUACACACUCAGAUUCUGAAGAAAAUAUCAAGGAACCAAAAGAAAAGCGUCGGUUUAACUUCUUUGCUUUAAAUGAUGAUGAUGAUGAUGAAGGAAACAAGAGUGAAGGGGGAAAAAAGGGUGAGGGAGAAACUAGUUCAGCUGCUGACACAACGAAUUUAUGGUAUAAAUGUCCUCAAAAAACUGUGUCUGAUUUUGUUGUAAAUCAUGACGGAAGCAGCAUCUCCUUACCAUCUGUGGAUUUCUGGGAAAGUAUUUCCGAAGAAGAAAUCGCAAAUCCAGGAAAGUUGAAAGAACAUUUUCUUCAAAAUGUUACUGAUUCUAAAACUUUAAUUACACCGUUUAAUGAAGAAGAAGAAGUAACUGCUCCUGAACAAGGAACUUCGGUGUCUAGUAAAGUGUUAGUUCCUGGUUUAAAGGAAUCCUCUUGUGUUAAGGCUUAUACUAGCAAGAAGCAAAUACUUCAUAACAACGAGAGUCAUGGAACAACGUCCGAAAGUUUGCCUGGAAUUAAUUCAAUGCAAACAAAACGGAAAAUUUAUUUUGUUCACGGUAAAAUUGGUCCGUACCAGUCAAAAGCCUUCCCUGGCCCAAAUCAAAUAGCGAAGAAGAAAGAGACUACGAUACAAGCUCAUGUGGGAAGCAUUAACCGUAUUCGGUGGUGUGUCGCCCAGUACAGUCAUCUGCUGCUAUCGGUGGCAGAUGACUCUCUAGUUAAAAUAUGGAACAUUUGGUCACUGUUGGAACCGUGUGUCCAAACAUUCACACAUCAUUCUAGUUGUGUUAAAGAUGCAGAAUGGAGUCGCUGUGGACGUCAUGUGCUCACAUGUGGUUACGAUCGGAAAGCUGUUGUUACUGAUGUAGAGACAGGAUCUGCUCUACAAAUCCUUUCCCACCAUGAGAUGGUGUCAUGUGCACGCUACCACCCAGUCAAUGCCAACCUGGUGUUGACUGGCACCAAGAAUGUCAUUUACUCCUGGGACCUCAGAACUGCCCAAGAACCAGUGAGACAGUACAACUACAAAGACAGCCUUGGAACUAUACAAGACAUUGUCUUCUCACGUGAUGGAGAGACAUUCUUUAGCUGCUGUGAUAUCAUCAGUCAAGAUUCAGCCGACCGAAAUAUUAUGGCAUGGCAUUGUCAGACUGGAGUUGUUCUCUCAAACCAGAUCUACCAUGAGAAAUAUAUAUGUGCCCGACUUUGCCAACACCCCAGGGAGAAUACAUUCCUUGCCCAGAGUCAAGGCGGUUAUAUCGCCUUGUUUUCAGCGAAAUCCCCUUUCAAGAUGGAUAAAUCCAAGAGAUUUGAGAAACAUAAGUUGUUGGGUUACAAGAUUGGUUUUGACAUAUCCUUUGAUGGUCGGUAUGUAAGUAGUGGCAGUUCAGAUGGUAAGGUUUAUACUUACCACUUUUAUAAUGGUUUAAUGAUGCAGUGUCUUGAGACUGGAUUCUCUGUAACCAUAGACGUUGCUUACCAUCCCGUUUUGCCCAGCACCCUGGCAUGUUGCAGUCUGGACGGUGAGAUACAAAUUUGGCACUGAGCAGGACAAACCCUUGCAUCUUCGUCUUCUUUUAUCUGAUACUUGUUUCAGUCACUGGACUGUGGCCAGGCUGGAGUAUCACUUUGAAGGAUCUAGUCCAGGAACAGACAACCUUUUUUUUUCAAGAAGCAGGCCACAUCCAACCAUAGGAAAUUUGUCUCAACAAAUUUCAUCUGACCCAGGCAAACAUGGAAAAAUCUGCAAAAACAGUCACAGAAGUCUGGUGCAAGUUCCUGUCGCACCCAUGCCAGCAUUGGUGAGGAUGUUAUCUCCUGGUUUAAAGAUCUCGAAAAUGCAAAUGUUCAUUUUUAGAAACACAUUGUAAGGCAGGUGUGAGGGGCUUAACCCAGCUUGUUUGAACAUAAAACCAGUUAAAUAUUUCA
Octopus bimaculoides (California two-spot octopus) is the source of this 2910-nucleotide messenger RNA. Its product is annotated as WD repeat-containing protein 25. The record is from RefSeq and is a predicted model, not a curated record. Lineage: Eukaryota; Metazoa; Mollusca; Cephalopoda; Octopoda; Octopodidae. Gene Ontology annotation, molecular function: protein binding.